Molecule: messenger RNA, 2569 nt
Organism: Notechis scutatus (mainland tiger snake)
Lineage: Eukaryota; Metazoa; Chordata; Lepidosauria; Squamata; Elapidae
Source: RefSeq, a predicted model, not a curated record
CGGCACGUGGCUCCCGCCCGCGGAGGCUUCCAGGGGCUUUCCAGAGCCGUGACGCCCGAGGCAGGAGCUCCUCCCCCGGCCGAAGGAGCCGCGAAGGGGCGGAGGGGGGGGUGAAGAGCCCUUGUUCGGGGCGAUGUCGCGGUGGCCGCUGCGGAUCCGGGGCGGCGUCGGCGUCGGCGGGGACCGAGAGGCCGGGGAGCCCCUCCGCCCAGCCGGACGCUUCCCCGACGGGCCCCCUGGCUGCGGCUCCUCCGGGGGCGGUGAAAGGCGCCGGGUGGUCCCCGGUCAGGAGGCGAGCCGGACUCCGGCUGUAGGGUUGUGAAGGCCACGCAAAGCAGGCUGGUUCACAUGGCAUCGGCCAACGCAACCCCUCCUGGCUCUUUGGACGUGAACCAGCCGGGCUUCCCCAAGGAGAUUCUGGGCACUGAACUGGUGGGCAAGUACCUGUGUUCAGAGUGCCGGAACAUUUUGCGGCGUCCGUUUCAAGCCCAGUGCGGUCAUCGUUACUGCUCCUAUUGCUUGAAGAAAAUUCUAAGCUCAGGGCCCCAGAAGUGUGCAGCCUGCCUUCAAGAGGGGUUGUACGAUGAGGGCGCCUCCAUCUUGGAAACGGGGGUGGCUUUCCCAGACAACGCAGCUCGGCGGGAAGUGGAGAGCCUCCCAGCCAUCUGUCCCCACCAAGGUUGCUCGUGGAAAGGCACCAUAAAAGAAUAUGAGAGCUGCCACGAGGGGAGCUGCCCGGCCAUGCUGGUGGCCUGUCCUGCGUGCCACAGCCUGGUCAGGCUGGGCGAGAAGGAGCGGCACGCCGAGCAGGAGUGUCCCGAGAGGAGCCUCAACUGCAAAUACUGCCAAGCCCUUUUCCACUUCUCCGAAAGCAAGGCCCACGAGGCGAUGUGCCCCAAGCUCCCUCUGGCCUGUGAGGGGUGCGGAAAGAAGAAGAUCCCCCGGGAGAAGUUCCUGGACCACGUCAAGACCUGCAGCAAAUGCAAAGCCCCCUGCAGAUUCCAGCCGGUCGGCUGCACCCACUUGAUGGAGAACGAGCAGCUCCCCGAGCAUGAGAGGAGCCACCUGGGCGAGCACCUCUACAUGCUGCUGAGCUUCGUGCUGAGCUUGGGCUCCGCGUCCAGCAAACUGGAGCCCCUGCUGGACCGGCUCUCGGCGGAGGCCGGCUGCGUCCUGGCGGGGGGCAGGCCCUUGGUCCCCGAGCCGGAGCUGCCCAGCUCCUUAGAGCUGCUGGGGAAAUGCGAGGCCCUGGAGAGGAAGACCGUCACGUUUGAGAACAUCGUCUGCGUGCUGAACCGGGAGGUGGAGAAGGUGUCGCUCGUGGCCGAAGCCGCCAGCCGGCAGCAUCAGCUCGACCAGGAGAAGAUCGAGGCCCUCGGCGCUAAGGUGCGGCAGCUGGAGAGGAGCAUCGCCUUGAAGGACCUGGCCUUGGCCGAGAUGGAACACGCCAUCCAGGAGAUGGAGGCGGCCUCCUACGACGGCAUCUUCAUCUGGAAGAUUUCUGACUUUGCCCGGAAGCGGCAGGAGGCGGUGGCGGGGCGCUCUCCGGCCAUCUUCUCCCCAGCCUUCUACACCAACAAGUACGGCUACAAGAUGUGCCUGCGGAUCUACCUCAACGGGGACGGCACCGGGCGGGGCACCCACCUGUCUCUCUUCUUCGUGGUGAUGAAAGGACCCAACGACUCCCUGUUGCGAUGGCCUUUCAACCAGAAGGUUACCCUGAUGCUGCUGGACCAGAAUAACCGUGAGCACAUCAUUGAUGCCUUCCGGCCCGACGUGGCCUCCUCCUCCUUCCAGCGGCCCAUCAGCGACAUGAACAUUGCCAGUGGCUGCCCCCUCUUCUGCCCCAUCGCUAAGAUGGAGUCCAAGAAUUCCUACGUGCAGGAAGACACCAUCUUUAUUAAAGCCAUUGUAGACCUCACGGGCCUUUAACGCCUUGCCCACUGGGGUCUUGGAGCACGGGGCUGUCCCUGUGGGGGGGAAGAAGGGGGGGAUCUGGACGGCCCCCUGGGCAACGAGGGCCUGGCGGACCUUCUUUCAGCCUUGGACAGCCCCCCUACCCUUGGAGAGGCGUCUUGGAAGCCCAGCUGGGCCCUGAAGGAGAGGCCUUUCCUGGUUCCAAGCAGGCCCUGGGGCUCCUCUGCUGCCUUGGACUGGGGUGGCCGCUGCCUAGGCUAGAGAGGCUGGGCACUCAAGGUCCAGCAACUGUUUGGGGCGGCCUGGCAGAGCCCCUGGAGGGGAACUGCUCCUGACCAGCCCGUGUCUACCGCCAAGCGAUCCGCGCUACCCGUUCCCAGGGCACAGAGGCCUGGGCAGCUGCCAGGAAAGCUGAGAAAGGGUGAGAAGAGCUCCACGGGCAGAGGGGAGCCUUCCUCUGGUGGUCCCAACGGAGGAGCCCUGGCCAAUUGCCCCCCCUCCCCCUUCUCCACUGGUGGGGAGGGGCGCUCCUCUGAGUAGGAGCAAGAUCUCCCAGGAGCUUUCGGGCAAUCAUAGAGCAACUUCGGACCGUCCUGCUGAAACGCUCUUCCCUGGAAAAGCGAGAAAGCCGAAUAAAGCAUUAUAGAGGCGA